CCCCUUUUAGUGGCCGCCCCACUAUAAUAUAUGGUGCAUUUCCAAAUCAAUUAAUUCCUCCAACUAAUUCUAACACUAUAUAAACACCAAAUUUCUAAUCAAAAUCACAAUAACAACAACAACAGCAAUAACGAAUUCAAGUCAUGAAAAUGAAAGUAUCAGUCAAGUGGCUCUUUGCUCUGGCAUUCGUCGCAAUUGCCGUGAUCGCGGCGGAUGCGGCCGGCGAGUGCCCGAAUUCGACGCCGGAUGCGGAGGCGAUGAAGCUGCUCCCGUGCGCGUCGGCGGCGCAGGACCCGAACGUGGCGGUUCCGGCGAGCUGCUGCGCUCAGGUGAAGCGAAUAGGGCAGAAUCCGAAAUGCAUGUGCGCCGUGAUGCUGUCGAACACCGCGAAGAGCGCCGGAGCCAAGCCGGAGGUGGCAUUGACCAUUCCAAAGAGAUGCAACUUUGCCGAUAGGCCCGUCGGAUACAAGUGUGGAGCCUACACUUUGCCUUGAGCUUGGAAUCGAAGGAAUUUCUGGAUGAUGAAGACUUGAUUUGAAGUAAUUAAUAGUGAUGGCAUCGUGUAUCCUCAGCUAACUACUUCAUCUAGCUAAAUAUUAAUAAUGUAAUUAAUAACAACACAAAUAAAGAAUCACGACUGCCUUUAUCUA
Molecule: messenger RNA, 650 nt
Organism: Salvia miltiorrhiza (redroot sage)
Lineage: Eukaryota; Viridiplantae; Streptophyta; Magnoliopsida; Lamiales; Lamiaceae
Exons: 2
Coding region: 144-494 (116 amino acids)
Biological process (GO): systemic acquired resistance
Molecular function (GO): fatty acid binding
Source: RefSeq, a predicted model, not a curated record